Molecule: messenger RNA, 387 nt
Organism: Peronospora farinosa
Lineage: Eukaryota; Oomycota; Peronosporomycetes; Peronosporales; Peronosporaceae
Source: the annotation of a GenBank genome assembly
AUGGCAGCGACGACGACAUCAGCGGUACUGCACACUCAAAAGGAUCGAAAGGACAUUAAUGGCAUUCCAACGGAUAUUGCCGUCUCGAUCUUUGCAGACCGUGUGUUUAUUGUCGUGACUCAAUUGGGAACUUUUGGCACAUUGGUGGAAGCACAGCAAAAGGAUUCGAUGAGUGGCAAGUUCCAGCCGGACAUCCACGUUCGUCUUGGACGACGUGACGAUCCGCUGCUGUUGGUGUACGCGCGGCAAUUCCUGGAACACUUUGGCGUUCCUGUGGGUCUGCCCAUUCUGGCGGCUAUUGGGCUGAAAGAUCGCUCAUCGGACACGUUUGAGAUGAUCAUGCAGAGUGUAAAGGAGCUUUUUGGCCAGGCUCAGAGCCAGUUGUAA